Messenger RNA from Cylicocyclus nassatus, 646 nucleotides. The record is from the annotation of a GenBank genome assembly. NCBI's taxonomy places the organism in Eukaryota, Metazoa, Nematoda, Chromadorea, Rhabditida, Strongylidae.
AUGGCGAUUGCGGCACCCAUUGACGCCAACGAAAAGUCAAAAGUACCGACUAAGAGAAGGCCAAAUCUUGUCGGAUUUGGAAAAAGCAAAACAGAAGUAGGCGAAGUGCGUGCACGACUAUGCAUUAUCUUUCGUGCUGUCUUCUACAAUCUUUUGGAGCAACUUCAGUCAGACCUUGCUCUUGGUAAGGUUCAGAAGAAUGAUGGAGUAUAUAUGCCGCAGGCAGGAUCGAAUGCAAUUGGAAGGUACAAAAUCUAUAAGGAAUACGAUUGCGAGUUGGAGGGUAUUGCCUAUAAGGUUGCAGUGAAUGUCAGGCAAAGGGAACUUCUGCAAAAGAUUUCACGAUCCAGGGGAGGAAAAUUUCGCGAUCACAAGAAAGCCGAGGCAAAAGGUCCUCCUAUCCAUCUGUGUCAAAAUCUGAGAAUUACUCCCAACACUCCUCUCUAUUGGCAAGGCGAACCAUACAAUCUGUGCUGGGAUACAGACAUUUGCCAAAAAUAUUAAGGACUUUGCACUGAAUGAUUUUGAUGACUUAAAAAUAGUGAUAAAUGUGAGCAUUGACUUUGUUCAUGUAUUGGUCUCCUGUUAGUGCAAUUAUUGAAAAGCUAUAAUGUUUCUUAUAAAAAAAGUACAUGUGCAAAAAGAG